This is a messenger RNA of Effrenium voratum, 744 nucleotides long. The record is from the annotation of a GenBank genome assembly. NCBI's taxonomy places the organism in Eukaryota, Dinophyceae, Suessiales, Symbiodiniaceae.
AUGGCCGCAACCCUAAAAUUUCGCAGCUUGGUGAUGCUGCCCUUCGUGGGCGCGGACCCGGGCACCAGCACGCUGCCGCAGCUCCGGCCCCGGGCGCUGGAGUUCGAAGACACCAACCCGCUGGCCGCCAAGGUCUAUGGCACCCUCACCAUCACCUCCGCAGCCUCGGAAGUGAACUUCACUCACUACCACGUCUACUACGGAUACUUCAGCCGUAUUUGGCCCGAUGGCAGCGAACCCUUCGCCAUUGUUCCAGCCACUUCGGACGCAGAUGUGAACACCUUCCUGGUCUUCUGCAAGAACAGCCAUGGCCAGGCGGAAAUCUCCAGGCGACUCGGCAUCCUGGACUCGUCGAUGAUCCUCCUGCAGGAUCCAGUGGUGGCACCCAGCUACAUUGAUGGCCAGCUGCAUUUGGAGGUGACGACCGAGAUGAGCGGCCCUGGAGCGCGGGUCGAUGUGGCUGUGGUACCCAAGGGUGCAGAGAGCAAGGCGCAGAGCAGUGGCAACUUCCGGCAGUUGGACUUCGGACCCAUCACUGCCAGUACUGUGUGCCUCGAGGCUAACAUCCAGUACGACGUGACCUCGGGUUCGAAGGUGAUUGGCCCCUGCUUCUUCGAGCCCUCGCAGGAGACUAUACCAUCAUCGUCUACGCGGCCAUUCGCUAUGAGUGCCCUUGCGCGGAUCCAUGCUACUGCACUGGCCAGAUGCGUUUGGCUUCACAGGCGGCGCCGGGCGGCGGCCUGA